This is a messenger RNA of Lemur catta (Ring-tailed lemur), 1439 nucleotides long. RefSeq names its product RecQ mediated genome instability 2 (gene RMI2). Bases 15 to 464 code for a protein of 149 amino acids. The record is from RefSeq and is a predicted model, not a curated record. Gene Ontology annotation, biological process: maintenance of rDNA; DNA repair; negative regulation of double-strand break repair via homologous recombination. Gene Ontology annotation, cellular component: nuclear speck; cytosol. The transcript is spliced from 2 exons. Lineage: Eukaryota; Metazoa; Chordata; Mammalia; Primates; Lemuridae.
CGGCGGCGGGCAGUAUGGCAGCGGCGGCGGACUCGUCUUCCCGCGCUGACUCGGCGGCCGUGCGGUUGCCGCGGUCGCCGCCGUUCAAGGUGCUGGCGGAGCAGCUGCGGCGCGACGCGGAGGGCGGCCCAGGCGCGUGGCAGCUGUCGCGGGCGGCGGCGGGCCGCGGGCCGCUGGCGCUGGCGGUCGUGUGGAUGCAGGGCACGGUGGUGGCGGCGGGCGGCGGCGGCGAGGCGCGGCUGCGGGACCCCAGCGGGGUCUUCACCGUGCGCGGCCUGGAGCGGGUGCCGCGCGGGCGGCCCUGCCUCGCCCCAGGAAAGUAUGUGAUGGUAAUGGGAGUGGUUCUGGCCUGCAGCCCUGAGCCGUGCCUUCAGGCUGUGAAGAUGACAGAUCUUUCUGAUAAUCCCACCCAUGAAAGCAUGUGGGAACUAGAAGUGGAAGAUUUACACAGGAGUAUUCCUUAAUGUUGGAACCGUCCUUAAAAACACCUAGAGUUUCUGAAACAAUUUAGGUUCUUAUAACCUUGUGCAUUUCACAGACAUUGUUCAAUGUGUAUUUCUCAAAAGUUUCUCCGCUUUGCUUUGGUUGACCAAGGAGUCCAGAUGUAGGAAUUUGAAAAUGCUGGGCCCCUUCAGUUAACACGCCUCUGCUGCCCCUUGCUUUGACUGUGUUUGCUGAUGAAAAGCAGAUGCUAUGGGGUUCUUUUUUCUCCUUUUGGUUUGUGUGUGUUAAUUCUCUCUCUCUCUAAAGUACACAGAAAUCUCAUGUUGCAUUUUCCAAAUUUUACCAGCGAUGAUACUUUUUCCGUGACUGCUGCAUGUCCAUUUUACUAUGCAAAAUUUGAAUCUCAGUCAUUGGCCGUGGUGAUUAAAUGCGGUUCCAGGCGGGAAGGCAGACUGCGUAGAAAAGGCGUGACAUCAUGGCUCCUUGUCGUCUUCGUCAACAACUGCCAUGUCCAGUUUGCAAGUCAAAUGGCGUUUCCUAACGGCAGGCACGGCGGCCCUGAAGGACACGGGUCCCUUUCUGCUUCGGACACGGCUCAAACACUUAAGGUCCCUUUCCCUCCAGGAAGGCGAUACCUUCUUCCUUCUCUCGGAGAUGUUGAGCCAUUUUCAAAUUUUCUUGUUGAAAUUAAAAACUCAAGGUUGAGAACAACUUUCAGGCCUUAGCUAAACUUCCGCUUCGUAACUUUUGGCAAGACACUGCAGGGGGGCGGCCUCCUGGUUCGAGUUCCUGCAUCUUUUUGUGUGGAGUGACUUUUUGUCGUGUUUGUAUUGAACGUUGGGUUUCUGCGAGCUGCUUAUUACCCGUGCCUGAUUUUUGUUUAGAUUGUAAAUAUCAAGGGAGUCGGAUCAUGUUCUGACAUUGCUGUACAGUUUUGCCUGGAAUUCUGAUAUUCUACCACUAAUAAAUUUUUUUUAUAUGCUGUCUGUUUUUUU